This is a messenger RNA of Apaloderma vittatum (bar-tailed trogon), 3281 nucleotides long. Its product is annotated as immunoglobulin superfamily member 10-like. The transcript has 5 exons. NCBI's taxonomy places the organism in Eukaryota, Metazoa, Chordata, Aves, Trogoniformes, Trogonidae. Gene Ontology annotation, molecular function: protein binding. The annotation marks the transcript as partial. The record is from RefSeq and is a predicted model, not a curated record.
UGCCACCUCCCCGCCGAGGUGCACUGCACCUUCCGCUACCUCACCGCCGUCCCGCCGCGCAUCCCCCGCCACGCCGAGCGCAUCAACCUGGGCUACAACAGCUUGCUCAAACUGACGGAAACAGAUUUUUCUGGCCUGGAGAAACUGGAGCUACUGAUGCUGCACAGCAAUGAGAUAAAUACAAUCCCCGAGAAGGCAUUCAGGGAUUUAUGUUCAUUACAGGUUUUAAAAAUGAGUUACAACAAGGUCAGAGAACUUCAGCGGGAUGUUUUUUAUGGUCUAAAGAGCUUGGUACGGUUGCACAUGGACCACAAUAAAAUCGAAUUUGUAAAUCCCGACGUUUUCUACGGACUCACGUCACUGAGGCUGGUCCACUUGGAAGGAAAUUUACUUAAGCAGCUUCAUCCAGAUACUUUUGUCACCCUGCGCUAUAGCCAGAUAUUUAAAAUCUCCUUCCUGAAGCACAUCUAUCUGUCUGACAACAUGCUGACCUCACUGCCACAAGAAAUGUUUUCCUACGUGCCUGAGCUAGAGAGCAUUUACCUUCACGGAAACCCGUGGUCCUGUGACUGCAGGCUGCAGCGGUUUGCAGAAUGGGCAGAAGCGAGGCCAGAUGUCAUGAAGUGCAAGAAAGACAGAAGUUCUGGUGCUCAGCAAUGCCCAGUUUGUGCCAGUCCCAAAAGUCGUAAAGGGAAAAGCUUAGUGGAUAUUCCGUCUUCAUCUUUAACCUGCGUGAAGCCAGCCAUACACGACUCCCUGAAAUUUAGAAACCUCACGGUGCCGGAUGAUGGGGAUUCCAGCUCCGUGUCUCCCAAGGACUUCGUGGCUCCCAUAGGAUCCGUGGUUUUGAACAUGACUGACCAAGCGGGGAGUCGCGGUCACUUGGUUUGCAACGUCCAAAAACCUCAAGAAACGUCUCCCAUCUCGUUGGACAAAGACGGCAACAGCACGGUACUCAAAACGUCAUUCUCAGCAUUUCUUGUGUGCGGUGUUGAUUACGAACAUAUUCAGCAGCUCUGGAGCAUACUGGCACUGUACAGUAACUCUCCCCUAAAGCUGGAAAGGAAUGCCCUAGCAACGAACGCACCUUUUAUUAGUUACAAAUAUAAACAAAUCUACUCUGAAAAAGACGAACUUUUCACCAACGUAGAGACUGAACUGAGAGCUGAGCCAGCUUGGCUAAUGCAAAGCAAAGUGGCUUUGCAGCUAGACAGGACGACAACCACGCUCAACACGUUGCACAUCCAGUACUUUACGGAUGCCCAGAUUACAUUGCCCAGUGCCGACAGCAGCUGGGUGAGAAAUAACUGGACCAUCGUCUCCAGGGACAACAAAACACGAACGGAGCACACGGUUUUAGUUGGGGGGACCGUAGAACUAGAGUGCCGAGCGACCGGAGAACCAGCUCCUGCAAUAGAGUGGAUACUGGCCGACGGGAGCAAAGUCAGAGCUCCGUAUAUCAGCGAGGACGGGAGAAUCAUCGUGGUUAACACUGGGACGUUCACGUUACGGACAGCUGACGCUUUUGACACCGGGCUGUAUCACUGCAUAGGCACAAAUCACAACGACGCGGACAGCCUCACGUUUAGAAUUACCGUGGUCGAUCCCGACGUGGAGCACAACAGUGUAAAUGGAGCCCGACUUUCUACGGCUGUUGGCAGCACGCUCGACCUGCCCUGUACAUCCACGGCUGUUCCAGACGCUGCCGUCAGCUGGGUGCUCCCUGAGCGUGUGGUUCUCCAUCACUCCGUAAGAAACAAACACAUUUUUGACAACGGUACCUUGAGAAUACAAGGGGUGACGGAGCGAGACAGCGGCUACUACAGAUGCGUCGCAGCCAACCAGUACGGUGUCGAUCUUUUGGUUCUCCAGGUGCUUGUUGGACAGGAUGAAACGUCCCCGAAGGAAAAACAGGCAGCUGUGGGAGAGUGGGAAGAGGGCGACAGCUCUGGUGAGGCAGCGCUGGCCUCUGCUACGACACAGAAACAUCCUUCAGCUACUCUGGCUGCCUCAGCUGGUCAGGGAUCCGCUGCCUCAGCACCCAGAAAUCAGGUGGCACCGAGUGCACGUGAGAGGAGCAGCUACGGGAAGGUGACCUACAGGCACUACAGGGAUAAAGCAAGCAGGCGGCUCAGAGGACACAGAAGACAGUUUGUCUCCUCAGCCAGGAGAGUCGAUCCCCAGCGCUGGGCAGCCUUUUUAGAAAGAGCCAAGAGGAACUCCACGUCGAUAGAAAAACGAGGAGAAGUUGCCACAAACCCACCUGUUCAAGUCCGUAAGCUCUCAGAAGCACCUGGGGAUGAGGAGGAAACGUCUGGUGAUCUCAGAUCCCCAGAGGAUGAAUUCAUGAUACCAGUAGCAGAGACAACCACUGUACCUGCUCAGGGGAGAGCCACAGCGAGUCGGGGAGCUGCAGGGCCCGAGGCAGUAACGCCGCUGCCUUCUCCUUUUCCCCAGCCUGUGUCAUCUGACAGCAGAAGACCACAAACAUACCAAAACCCUGCAAUUACAGCCUCGUGGGAAAGCUCUGAUUUAAGUCAAAUACCCCCAAAUGGUAUAAAACAACCAUCUGUAUCAAACGGAGCGAGCAGAACAUCCGCACUCUCCUCUGCAGGGCAAAGGCUGGCAUACUCUGGGGAAAGUAAUAACCAGCAUUUUAAAUCUGAAUCUACAACAGCCACGAUAGAUACCACAGACACUGCUGAGUCUGUAACCUCACAACACACAGGGGACAACCUACGUGUUUUUACUGAGCCUAUUGAUAAGUUUUCCACCAAAACAGACCACCAGAUACCUGUAGUGACAGCCAGUGAACAGAGUCCUGAAUUUUAUCACAAUUAUUUUCAUGGGAAUCAGAAACAAGAGCCUCCUACGCCACCGCUGACCUCAACUCCCAUUGCUCAUCAGCAAAGUCAGAUUAUUCAGGAUGUUACAACUCACCCACCCCAGGCCCAGCAGCAAUACGGAAGACGAAGGAAAAUUUCUGGGAGGAGACGAAUUGUUAGACCAGGACGUAUCCCAGGUAUGGGAGAGCACAGGUAUGGUUCUGGGAGGCCAGGCUCUGUCAGAGGAAAUACAGCUGUGGCUGCAGAUCUUCAGCUGAACAUGAAAUACGUAUCAAAUGUACCGACCUUCAAUAAUGGAAGUGGCUCUGUCGAGCCGUUUAGCCCAGAAGCACCCCUGUCCUCCCCCUCUACCAUGAAUAUGCCACUGGAGCACCAAGCAGAGACUCCUCAAGACACGGAGGUCCUCAGGGAAGAGGAAAAUGAACCCAGUGCGAG